GCCCAUCGACUGCUGGAGAAGACUCUGCAUGGAAAAUUCCUGAGAUGCAGUUCCAACAGGUCUUUGUGGCGGCAUGGCAACCAGAUCAGAGGUGGGAGUUCUCACUCCAAGGUCAACAUGGACGGACCCAGGAGACACGGGGGACAGUGGAGAGUCCAGUUUCCAGAAAAGGUGAACUCGGUGUACAACGAGCUCCGCAUGGAGGGGAAGUUGAUUGACGCCGUCAUUAUAGCUGAGGGUGUCAAGUUUCAAGUUCACAAGAUCGUCCUCUGUAAAUGCACUCCGUAUUUCUGUGAUCUCUUCACACGAGGGUGCAGCUUGGACCAGGAGGUUUUUCACAUCCCAGGCAUAUCAGCGGAAAUCAUGCAGGUCUUUCUCGACUACGCGUACACCAACUCUCUCAACAUCACCGAGAGCAAUGCGCAGGAGCUUCUUCUUGCAGCCAAUCAACUGAGCGCGUCUAAGGUUGUGCAAGCCUGCUGCGUCUACCUCGAGGGUCUAAUCAGGCCUAACAACUGCAUCGGCAUCUGGAGGUACACGACCACAGUCUGCCCUCAACCUGUGCUGCACUUCAAGAUCUACAGUUACAUCUUGGAGCACUUUGAGGAGGUCGCUCUGUGUGAUGAGUUCCUGCAGCUCUCCGCGGAGGAGCUCGCUGAUAUCACUGACGCAGACAAGUUGAUUGUGAAAAAGGAGAACUCGGUGUUUGAGGCCAUUUUGAGGUGGACUUCUCACGCUCUUGAAGAGCGAGAGGUGCACUUCGCAACUCUCUUGUCUAAGGUCCGGCUGGGCCUGUUGAAUCCGGAUUACUUCAGAGACAUUGUGCUGCCUAGUGUGCUGGUGGAAGACCAAUCCCUCCCUCUCUUCUCUGCUGCCACUAGAAUGAGAACUCAAAUGCUCUCGUGCAGGCCCCAUUUGACCGGCAUCUGUAACACCUUUUGUCGCCCUCGACUGCCUACCUCCGUCCUACUAGCCAUUGGCGGCUGGAGUGGCGGCGAUCCAACCAAUGGCAUCGAGGCGUAUGAUGUCCGCACUGACUGCUGGAUCAACGUGACCAACAACUCGGAGCGCCCUCGCGCCUACCACGGCUCCUGCUUCCUCAACGGCUACGUCUACUGCAUCGGUGGCUUUGACAGGGUGGAGCAUUUCAACAGCGUGCGGCAGUUUGACCCAGUCACAGGAAACUGGCGUGAGGUGGCCCCCAUGUACUACCAGCGAUGCUACGUGAGUGUGACAGUGCUGAACGGGUGCAUCUACGCUAUGGGAGGCUUUGAUGGACAUGUGCGACUAAGCACAGCUGAGUACUAUCGGCCAGCGAUCAACCAGUGGAGCCUGAUUGCGCCGAUGCAUGAGCAAAGGAGCGACGCAAGCUGCACCACUCUCAAUAACAAGGUUUACAUUUGUGGAGGAUUCAAUGGACACGAUUGCCUGCAGACAGCUGAGUAUUACAGCCCAGAGACCAACCAGUGGACGGUGAUUACCCCCAUGAACAUCCAGCGCAGUGGAGUAGGAGUCAUUGCGUAUGCAGGUCGCGUUUACGCAGUCGGUGGCUUUGAUGGCAGCAACCGUCUGUCCUCUGUUGAAGCCUACAGCCCAGAGACUCAUCUCUGGACAAAUGUGGCCUCCAUGACCACCACCCGCAGUAACUUCGGGAUUGAGGUGGUUGAAGACCGACUCUUCGCCGUCGGGGGCUUCAACGGUUUCACCACCAGCUAUAAAGUCGAGUGCUACGACGCCACAACAGAUGAGUGGUUGGAGGUCUGUGGCAUGGGGAUCUUCCGCAGCGCUGUGAGCUGCUGUUUGAUAUCCGGGCUCCCAAACAUGGCCGAAUACGUGAUCCCUCGUGACGCCCUGCCCCUGCUGCCUCUAGAGGAGGAGGGAAGGCAGGAUGAGGCAGAGUCAGCAGACUCCCCUUAAAACAUAUUCAGACAUCCUCUCCAAUGCCCUCAUCAAUAAACAAUGCAUUAUCAAUAAACCAUCAA
Messenger RNA from Fundulus heteroclitus (mummichog), 1982 nucleotides. Its product is annotated as kelch-like protein 10. The coding region runs from base 118 to 1917 and encodes 599 amino acids. Gene Ontology annotation, molecular function: protein binding. NCBI's taxonomy places the organism in Eukaryota, Metazoa, Chordata, Actinopteri, Cyprinodontiformes, Fundulidae. The record is from RefSeq and is a predicted model, not a curated record. The transcript has 6 exons.